AUGCUGGUGGAUCUGAAUGCGUUCGCGGACGAGCAUUUCGACCCCAAGGCGUGGGUCAACGAUGCCUGCGCUGCGCUCCCGCCGGAGGAACCUCCGGAGAAGUUCCUCGCGGACAUCGAAAUGAAGCUGCAGCUCUUAUCGGAGGACAUGAGCGGCGCGUUGGAGGAGCAGAGCGCGGGCGCGCUGCUGAGGGUGCCGCGCGCCGUGCGGGAGACGAAGCGCGUGCGCGACGACGCCGUGUCGCUCAAAGGCACGGUCGCCAGCAUCCUGCAGCGGCUGCAGCAGGUGGAGGCCACGUCAGCAGCGUCAGUUGCGGUGCUGGCGAAGGUGGAUGCAGUGAAGCAGCAGAUGGAAGCGGCGAGAGACACGCUCCAGUACGCGGCGGGACUGGCGCAGCUGAGCGCGUCAGUGGAGCAGGUGUUCGCCAGUGGCGACCUGCCACGUGUCGCUGAGACAUUGGCCAACAUGCGGCGCUGCCUGGAGGUGGUGGGCGAUGCACCGGAGUUUGCGGCAAACAAGAGGCAGCUGCAGUCACUGGAGGAUCGGUUGGAGCAGAUGGUGCAGCCGCGGCUCUCAGACGCGCUCACACACAGCAAGCUGGACGCGUGUCGCUCGCUGACAGGCAUCCUGGCGGCCAUCGGGCGGCAGCACACAGUGGAGGCGCUCUUCUGCCUCGUGCGCUGCCGCCCGCUCACACGCCUGUGGGAGCAGUUCGAAGUCACUGCUGUGGCUCCUGGCGCAGGCCCGCUAGCAGCAGCGUUACAAUUUCCUGAGUGGUUACCGCGCUGGUAUGAUGAGAUGCUGCUGGCCGUGGAGCAGGAGGCGCGCUGCACAGCCACCUGGGGCGGGCUGGCAUCCAGUUUCACCGCCCGCGUCGAUGCUGCCGUGUCCGAUGCUGCCGUGUCCGAUGCUGCCGUGUCCGAUGCUGCCGUGUCCGAUGCUGCCGUGUCCGAUGCUGCCGUGUCCGAUGCUGCCGUGUCCGAUGCUGCCGUGUCCGAUGCUGCCGUGUCCGAUGCUGCCUUGUCCGAUGCUGCCGUGUCCGAUGCUGCCGUGUCCGAUGCUGCCGUGUCCGAUGCUGCCGUGUCCGAUGCUGCCGUGUCCGAUGCUGCCGUGUCCGAUGCUGCCGUGUCCGAUGCUGCCGUGUCCGAUGCUGCCGUGUCCGAUGCUGCCUUGUCCGAUGCUGCCGUGUCCGAUGCUGCCGUGUCCGAUGCUGCCGUGUCCGAUGCUGCCGUGUCCGAUGCUGCCGUGUCCGAUGCUGCCGUGUCCGAUGCUGCCGUGUCCGAUGCUGCCGUGUCCGAUGCUGCCUUGUCCGAUGCUGCCGUGUCCGAUGCUGCCGUGUCCGAUGCUGCCGUGUCCGAUGCUGCCGUGUCCGAUGCUGCCGUGUCCGAUGCUGCCGUGUCCGAUGCUGCCGUGUCCGAUGCUGCCGUGUCCGAUGCUGCCGUGUCCGAUGCUGCCGUGUCCGAUGCUGCCGUGUCCGAUGCUGCCUUGUCCGAUGCUGCCGUGUCCGAUGCUGCCGUGUCCGAUGCUGCCGUGUCCGAUGCUGCCGUGUCCGAUGCUGCCGUGUCCGAUGCUGCCGUGUCCGAUGCUGCCGUGUCCGAUGCUGCCGUGUCCGAUGCUGCCGUGUCCGAUGCUGCCGUGUCCGAUGCUGCCGUGUCCGAUGCUGCCUUGUCCGAUGCUGCCGUGUCCGAUGCUGCCGUGUCCGAUGCUGCCGUGUCCGAUGCUGCCGUGUCCGAUGCUGCCGUGUCCGAUGCUGCCGUGUCCGAUGCUGCCGUGUCCGAUGCUGCCGUGUCCGAUGCUGCCGUGUCCGAUGCUGCCGUGUCCGAUGCUGCCUUGUCCGAUGCUGCCGUGUCCGAUGCUGCCGUGUCCGAUGCUGCCGUGUCCGAUGCUGCCGUGUCCGAUGCUGACGUGUCCGAUGCUGCCGUGUCCGAUGCUGCCGUGUCCGAUGCUGCCGUGUCCGAUGCUGCCGUGUCCGAUGCUGCCGUGUCCGAUGCUGCCGUGUCCGAUGCUGCCGUGUCCGAUGCUGCCGUGUCCGAUGCUGCCGUGUCCGAUGCUGCCGUGUCCGAUGCUGCCGUGUCCGAUGCUGCCGUGUCCGAUGCUGCCGUGUCCGAUGCUGCCGUGUCCGAUGCUGCCGUGUCCGAUGCUGCCGUGUCCGAUGCUGCCGUGUCCGAUGCUGCCGUGUCCGAUGCUGCCGUGUCCGAUGCUGCCGUGUCCGAUGCUGCCGUGUCCGAUGCUGCCGUGUCCGAUGCUGCCGUGUCCGAUGCUGCCGUGUCCGAUGCUGCCGUGUCCGAUGCUGCCGUGUCCGAUGCUGCCGUGUCCGAUGCUGCCUUGUCCGAUGCUGCCGUGUCCGAUGCUGCCGUGUCCGAUGCUGCCGUGUCCGAUGCUGCCGUGUCCGAUGCUGCCGUGUCCGAUGCUGCCGUGUCCGAUGCUGCCGUGUCCGAUGCUGCCGUGUCCGAUGCUGCCGUGUCCGAUGCUGCCUUGUCCGAUGCUGCCGUGUCCGAUGCUGCCGUGUCCGAUGCUGCCGUGUCCGAUGCUGCCGUGUCCGAUGCUGCCGUGUCCGAUGCUGCCGUGUCCGAUGCUGCCGUGUCCGAUGCUGCCUUGUCCAAUGCUGCCGUGUCCGAUGCUGCCGUGUCCGAUGCUGCCGUGUCCGAUGCUGCCGUGUCCGAUGCUGCCGUGUCCGAUGCUGCCGUGUCCGAUGCUGCCGUGUCCGAUGCUGCCGUGUCCGAUGCUGCCGUGUCCGAUGCUGCCGUGUCCGAUGCUGCCGUGUCCGAUGCUGCCGUGUCCGAUGCUGCCGUGUCCGAUGCUGCCGUGUCCGAUGCUGCCGUGUCCGAUGCUGCCGUGUCCGAUGCUGCCGUGUCCGAUGCUGCCGUGUCCGAUGCUGCCGUGUCCGAUGCUGCCGUGUCCGAUGCUGCCGUGUCCGAUGCUGCCGUGUCCGAUGCUGCCGUGUCCGAUGCUGCCGUGUCCGAUGCUGCCGUGUCCGAUGCUGCCUUGUCCGAUGCUGCCGUGUCCGAUGCUGCCGUGUCCGAUGCUGCCGUGUCCGAUGCUGCCGUGUCCGAUGCUGCCGUGUCCGAUGCUGCCGUGUCCGAUGCUGCCGUGUCCGAUGCUGCCCCGUUCAAGCAGCGCUAUGGGGACUAUGAGCGCGCCCAGCUGGCGGCGGAUCUGGGCGGCAUAGAUCUGAGACCGGGCGGCGCAGUGAAGCAAGUGGGGCAGCGUGGACUCGUCCUGGCGGAUGCUGUGCGGCGCAUGGAGGCGGCCAUCCCAGCAGCAAUGGCAGCACUGGAAGCAGCAGUGGAGCGCUGUCUUGCCUUCACAGGGGGCUCAGAGGCAGCAGCGCUCCUCACCGCUCUCGACCACUCCAUCCUCCUCUUCCUCUCCCGCCUCUCCUCCUGCCUCCAAUCCCUCCCCCCCAUCUGCGGCCUCUCCCCUCCCCCCGCUCCCACCCCUGCCUCCUCCACCACUCCUGCUCCAACCCGAGCCUCCGGCCCAGGCUCGGACCGAACCACCAGUUCAGUGUCCGACGAUCCGUUAGCCAGUCUACCGGACCCGGCGGGGUACGGGGGUGCAGGGGUAGGCGGGGUGGAGGAGGAGGAGGAGUGGGCGGUGGUGCAGGGAGCGCUGCAGCUGCUGAUGGUGGCAGAGAGUGUGGCGGUGCGCGUGGCAGUCUUUGAAGCCUCCCUCCGCACUGCCCUCACGCAGCUCUCCCCCCGCCUGGGCCUGGAUGCUGGGGGGGAUGGCGCAGGGGAAGGGGGAGGGGAGGGCCCGGGAGGGGAUGUGAAGAGGGUGGGGUCGGUUGGUGGCGCAGGGGGAGGGGGAGGCGGAGGGGGAGGGGGAGGGGGAGCAGGAGGGGGAGCGGAAGGGGGUGAGGUGGAUGUGGCGGUGCUGAGACUGGCGGAAUAUCCUGACAAGGCACAGCGUCUUGCUAGGCUGCUGGACGAGUUGAGGGAUCCGCGCAUCCAUGCACUCCCACGCACGGCGCAGCGCGUGAGAAGCUUCCAGGAAGCGGUGUCGUCGCUGGUGUACGACGUGCUUAUUGCCAAGGUGCGGCGGCAGCUGGCAGGGGUAUCCACAAUGCCGGACUGGGCAUUGGGAGAGGAGGAGAACGUGUUUGACCUGCCCUCUUUCAACGCAUACGCGCUACCAUACAUCACGGCCGUGGGAGAGUAUCUCCUCACUCUCCCCCAGCAACUCGAGCCUCUCGCCGUUGCUGCCUCCGAAGCUGCCCCGAGCCUGCUCCUGCAAGCUUCGGCAAGCGGUGCUUCGGCAGGCGGGGAAUCUGCAACGCCGACCGCAGCAGGGGAUGAGGAUGCGGGGGCGUAUUUUGUCCGGGAGUGGAUGACAAAGGUUGCUGACGGGGCGACGUCGCUAUUUGUGGAGCAGAUUCGGGCAAUUCCUGAGGUGUCGGACCGGGGGGCACAGCAGCUUGCAGCAGACAUAGAGUAUCUGUGCAGUGUACUGUCAGUGCUCUAUGUGGCUGCAUCGCCUGCUAUCGCGACCUUCCAAGCGUGCUUUGCCACGCCCAAGGCCAGUCUAGCGGAGUUUAUCGCUCAGGAGAGUGGUGUUGGGGGCUCACUGGAUGCCAACACGGCUCGCCUGUCCUUCAACUUCGAUGCGCUGAAAAACUUCUCCGUGCUCACCCCCUCGAUACAGUCACAUCUGCAGAAGGUCUACCUGACGCUCUCGCUGACGCUGGUCGUCGCGUCGCUAGGCGCGUACGCGCACGUGCUGUGGGGGCUCGGCGGCGCGCUCUCGUCGAUAGCGUCCAUCGCGGGCGUGCUUUGGCUCAACGCCACGCCCGCCGUACCCGCUAACGAGUCGUUUCGCUUUCGCCUGCUUCUCGCCAUCGCCUUCUCGCACGGCUGCUCGAUCGGCCCGCUCGUCGAUGCUGUUAUUCAAGUCAACCCUGGUCUGCUAGUCACAGCGUUUGUCGCAACAGCAGCCAUCUUCCUGUGCUUCUCAGGAGCAGCGCUGCUGGCACGGCGUCGCGAGUACCUGUACCUGGGGGGCUUCCUCGCCUCUGCCGUCUCCACCAUGCUCGCCCUGCGCCUCGCUUCCAUCUUCUUUGGCGGCUCUGACGCUGUUUUCCAGAUCGAGCUUUACGGGGGUCUCCUGGUCUUCUCGGGGUAUAUCAUCUACGACACGCAGGUGCUGCUGGAGAGGGCGAGGCAGGGCCACUGCGACCACGUGGUGGAUGCUCUCGAGCUGCUGCUGGACUUUGUUGCUGUCUUCGUGCGCAUCCUCUUCAUCCUGACAAGGAAGGAGGAGAGGGAGGAGGAGCAGCGGGGAUCAUCCAAGCGCAGAACUGCUGCCAGCACCUCUCGCCAACACGACAAGGGAAACGACCCGGGGAAACCAGAGCAAGCUGCCGAGGGUGCUUAUAACGAGGACGGCCCGCUGCCAGUGGUGAUUCUGCUGGACUUUGAAACGACCGGGCAGGGCACCACGCAGAACCGCAUAGUGGAGCUGGCUCUGAGGGAUGUGGCGGGUGGAUGGGGUGCAGCGCUGCACACGCUGGUGAACCCGUACCCACGGGUCAUUUCUGCCGAGGCGGAGAGGGUGCAUGGGAUCAGCAUGCGCAUGGUCAACCGCCCCUCCGUGCCCCAGGACGUGGCGGGGGGGCGGGGUGCAGCGCUGCACACGCUGGUGAAUCCGUUCCCGCGGCUUAUCUCUCAUGAUGCGGAGAGGGUGCAUGGGAUUAGCAUGCGCAUGGUCAACCGCCCCUCCGUGCCCCGCUGGCGAGACGCCGGGCGGCUGCUGGUGGACUUUGUGGAGGCCAGGCGGGCGGCGCAGGCAGGCCGGGCGGCACGGGCGGAACAGGCAGCAGUCUCAAUGCACAGCUCUGCUACCACUGGCGUCUACGUCAACACCGAGACGGGGGCAGGGAUGCGCAUGGGGAUGAUGAAUGCAGAGAUGACCGCCGCCUCUUCUGCCGCCACCUCCCUACUGCUCCCCCCGGUGGUGCUGGUGGCACACAAUGGGUGGUCGUUUGACUUCCCUCUGCUGCGCAACGAGCUGCAGCGAGUUGGGAUUGCUGUGCCUCCAGGUUGGCACUCCCUCGAUUCCAUGCGCCUCGUGCAGAGACUCUUCAAAGGUAUGCUGUGGCUCUUUGAAGGUGCGCUGCUGAUCUCUGCUGCCCCCGGUGGUGCUGGUGGCGCACAAUGGGUGGUCGUUUGA
Messenger RNA from Closterium sp. Yama58-4, 6168 nucleotides. The record is from the annotation of a GenBank genome assembly. Lineage: Eukaryota; Viridiplantae; Streptophyta; Zygnematophyceae; Desmidiales; Closteriaceae.